AUGAGCAAAAGUCUUAAAUCCGCCAGCAUGCCUGAAGUGGAGGAACACAUUUCCACGAAAUAUGAGAUCAAGAAAAGACUUGGCAAAGGGGCGUACGGCAUCGUUUGGAAAGCGGUGGACAGGCAAACGGGCGAAAUUGUGGCUGUGAAAAAGAUUUUUGACGCCUUCAGGAAUAAGACGGAUGCUCAGCGGACCUUUCGAGAAGUCAUGUUUCUUCAGGAAUUUGGCGAUCAUCCCAAUGUGGUCAAACUCCAAAACGUCAUCCGAGCCCAAAAUGACAAAGAUAUUUAUCUCAUCUUUGAGUACAUGGAUAGCGACUUGCAUGCCGUCAUUAAAAAGGGAACGCUACUAAAAGACAUCCAUAAGCGCUACGUCAUGUACCAGCUGCUCAAAGCCGUCAAAUAUAUGCAUUCGGGGAACGUCAUCCACCGGGACCAAAAGCCUUCCAACGUUCUCGUCGACUCAGACUGCGUGGUCAAACUUUGCGACUUCGGCUUGGCUCGAUCCCUAACUCAAGACCAGGAGGAUAGCGGUAACCCGGCGCUGACGGAAUACGUAGCAACCAGGUGGUACCGCGCUCCGGAGAUCCUGCUAGGCUCCACCAGGUACACGAAAGGCGUGGACAUGUGGAGUUUGGGUUGCAUCCUGGGAGAAAUGCUGCUAGGAAAAGCAUUGUUCCCCGGCUCGUCCACCAUGAAUCAGAUUGAGAAGAUCAUGAGCGCCAUUCCGCACCCGUGUCAAGACGACGUCCGCGCCGUCAAGUCUGAAGUCGGCUCGUCGGUCAUUCAGAGGAUGUUACUGAGGCCGCAAUUGCUAGUUGAGGAUCUCCUGAAGUCGUCGGCGCCCCCCGACGCUGUGGACCUCAUGAAGCGCCUGCUAGUUUUCAACCCCGACAAGAGGUUGACGGCGGAAAAAGCCCUGCAGCAUCCUUAUGUAGCCAGGUUCCACAAUCCAAGCAAAGAACCGUCUCUCAACUACGACGUAGUACUACCACUGGACGACGACGUGCAGUUAUCUGUGGAGCAGUACCGGAAUAAACUAUACGAGAUGAUCAGAGAACGAAAAAAUCACCAAGGCUCGCUCCGACUCUUCCACCCCAAAAAAGAUGUCGUGGACAAACCCGGUGACAGCGAGAGAGGAGACGAAAAUCAGGACGAAAAAUCUGAACGUAAUCCGAACGAGACGGCGAACGCGUCGCCCCCUCCGCCCGGCAACAAGGUGGAUCAAUCUGAGAACUCUCACCUGGCGAAAUGCACUUAUAACCCAAUCACGCACGCUCCUAAUGGUUUUGUUCACGCAACCGGCACCAGAUCGGCAAUACAGACAAGCAGUAGUGGCAGCAUAUCGCCAACAGAGGGCGGCGGACAAAACACAUCCAUGGACCAGAUAAUCCAGCGCGGUCGUUCCGCGCCGCCGCACCCCAAACGCGCCUUCUCCCUGUCGCUAAACCAAACUCAGAACAACCCCUUGGUACGCAAGCCCCACUCACCGCCAGGAUUGAGCGUCGCUACCGCAAACCAGGAGCAGUGCUCCAGCUCUCAGGCACGCGACGCUCGUCCGGCGCCAAGAUUCAGCAAGAAGGUCUUCCAGAACAACUGCAAUGUGUCGGCGGCGGGCGACCCUCGCGCUAAGCUAGGCAGCUACUGCCAAGCGUACGGAACUAUUAGCAAGUCGCAACUGGACGACCUGCUUCAGACCAACCAGUAG
Nerophis lumbriciformis (worm pipefish) is the source of this 1707-nucleotide messenger RNA. The record is from RefSeq and is a predicted model, not a curated record. Lineage: Eukaryota; Metazoa; Chordata; Actinopteri; Syngnathiformes; Syngnathidae.